Caenorhabditis briggsae is the source of this 207-nucleotide messenger RNA. The record is from RefSeq and is a predicted model, not a curated record. NCBI's taxonomy places the organism in Eukaryota, Metazoa, Nematoda, Chromadorea, Rhabditida, Rhabditidae. The transcript has 2 exons. Bases 1 to 207 code for a protein of 68 amino acids.
AUGCCAAGUAAAUUGAUCGCGCUUCUUCUUCUGAUUUGUAUGGUUUCCGUUGCCUGCAACAAGUUCGUCGCAAUGAUUGAUCAACCUGUAGUUGAUCCGGAAGAGACAAUCGACCUGGAAGAGGACAAAAAAGUGUGCUUCUGUUGCCGAGCAUUCGUUUGCCGCCAUCAAUUAUGUCCAUGUUCUCGAUUCACCGCUCUAUUCUGA